This is a messenger RNA of Coregonus clupeaformis (lake whitefish), 1152 nucleotides long. RefSeq names its product UPF0705 protein C11orf49 homolog. Lineage: Eukaryota; Metazoa; Chordata; Actinopteri; Salmoniformes; Salmonidae. The record is from RefSeq and is a predicted model, not a curated record. The transcript has 8 exons. Bases 1 to 888 code for a protein of 295 amino acids.
AUGACACUUCUCCAGAAGUCCUCCUCUAGCAUAGAAGUUGAUGGGGUUCCGCGCUACGCUACACCCCUGCUUCGUCGAGUCAACGAUGCAACUCUCCAUUCUCCAAAGGAAGUUGUACUGCCAAGCCUUCGUAGCACAGAGCGAAGACUCUCCAACGACUCAAAAUGCACAGAGGUGUACUGUCAGAAGAUCAAGAAGCUGCAGACGACAGGUUACGUGUCACUGGUGCCACCCGAGUUUGACCACGUAGCUGGAAAGGUCUCCUUGUUCCUCGUCUUCUGCUUCAGCAGCGUGAAGAAUGGCAACCAUGUCCUGUUCAGAGAGUUUAUCUACAUCAAGGCCACAGCUCAUAACAGGGCCUCCUUUAUCCGCGUUCUCUGGAGGUGCAUCAGACAGAUUGGAAAGAAGGAAGACUUCCUGGCCAUGUUGGAGUACAGCUCGCUUCUGCAGCUCCUCUGUCCAGACAUUCAAGUGGAGAUGGUACAACAUGCAGCAAGGAUAGUGCUGAUGGAUGAUGCCAUGGACUGCCUCAUGUUCUCACACUUCCUCUACUCUUUCCAAAUCCAGUUCUACUUUGAAGAGUUCCUGGAGAUCAUUGCUGUGAUCUACCAGGACCUGCUGUCAGGGAAGAGCCCCAACACUGUGAUCAUCCCCACCUCUACCUCAACUCAGGAAGGAGUGGGCUCAUCUGUGUUCGGAGAAUGCUUUGAGGGACGUUGUGAGAGGUUCAAACACAAAAUGGGCGUGGGCUGCUUAUCUGAUGUUCAUAACUGUGUGUUGUCGCUGCUAGGUGCCCUGCCAAAAAAGUCAGAGCUGCUCAUUGACCCUGAGAUGGACCAGGAGGUGGAUAAACUGAGUAAACUGGAGCACAGAACCUACUUAAUUUAGUUCCAUUCUGACCAAUAUUGAAACCUUACAUUCACCCAUGUUUCUAAUACUAAUACUGUUGAAAAUGUUUAUAAUUGGAAUCCUUAAUUGGUGCAACUGGCACAUCCAUUUUGGAUGUUACAACAACAAAGAAGUUACUGCAAACAACGAACACUGUUUUUCCCCCCCUCGGACAUCAUUGCACACGCGACAGAAGAAUAUAUAUACACUACCGUUCAAAAGUUUGGGGUCACUUACAAAUGUCCUUGUUUUCGAAAGAAAAGC